AUGACUGUGGCGAAAGUGAAGACAGUCAAGACGAUUCCAAAAGGAUGGACCGAAUUGAAACCUUACAACGAGACGAUCGACGUUUUCCUCCCGUUCAAAAUACCGAUCAGAGGAGAGCAUCAGAAACACUUUAACGAAGACGACAAGUUCACUUGGACCCGAUUUCGGGAAAAACUCGAAAGGUCAAACAUUCGACUAGCUGCCAUCAUCGACUUAGUGCCCCACUCGCAAUAUUACUACGUGGACGAAAUGGUUGAAGGUAUGGGCUUGGUUCCAUAUUACAAGCUGGGUUGCAAGGGUGGGAACCAUUUGCCAAGUGAUGCCUUGUUUGCCAGGUUUUCGGAAACUGUACAUCAUGUCAUAUCUACUCGCCCACAGUGGGGUGAAAACGACUUCAUCGGGGUGCACUGCUGCAAAGGCGUGAACAGAACAGGGUUUAUGAUUUGUAAAUAUUUGAUCACGCAUCGUAACAUGGAGCCUUCGAAAGCAAUUGAUAUGUUCACGAGCAAACGCGAAUGCGGGUUUGAUCGCGAAAAGUACGUUGACUAUUUGAUGAGCUUGGGACCCAGUCUAAAAGAGAUGAAAUCUAUUUCGAAUCCGAGCGAGUCGAUUAAUGAAAACGUAUCUGCAAUUAUCACAUCACCACAGCCUACGACCAAAACAAGAUGCAAUAGCUCUGGCUCCGACAGUUCCAAAGAAGACAACCAAAUAAGGAAAAAUUUGUCAAUCGAACAUUCCGAGUAA
Molecule: messenger RNA, 744 nt
Organism: Symsagittifera roscoffensis
Lineage: Eukaryota; Metazoa; Xenacoelomorpha; Acoela; Convolutidae
Product: RNA/RNP complex-1-interacting phosphatase-like
Exons: 1
Coding region: 1-744 (247 amino acids)
Biological process (GO): dephosphorylation; 7-methylguanosine mRNA capping
Molecular function (GO): mRNA guanylyltransferase activity; protein tyrosine/serine/threonine phosphatase activity
Source: RefSeq, a predicted model, not a curated record